AGCCGUCACGAGAAUAUGUCGAAUCUUGAUGUCAAUCAACUUCGGCCAAUUUGCCCUCCUCGGAGGCUCCGCCCUCCUUUCGAUACAAUCACAGCCGGGUCACUUCAUUUCAUCGCCCUUCCCCUCUCGUCUCCUCCGAUCUCGAGCUCGCAUUCUCUUGGGCAUCCAUCAUCCAUGGCUGCUUCACUUCUCCAUGUUCGCUUCACUUCUCCCUCCCUCCCUUCUCCCGUUCUCCGCCGGUCCUCCUGCCGCCCCGCCGCUACCCCGACGAGGAUCUACGCCAAGAUCCGCGAGAUCUUCAUGCCGGCGCUUAGCUCCACCAUGACGGAGGGGAAGAUUGUGUCCUGGGUUAAGUCGGAGGGAGACCGGCUCGCCAAGGGUGAGAGCGUCGUCGUCGUCGAGUCCGACAAGGCCGACAUGGACGUCGAGACAUUCUACGACGGAUUCCUCGCCGCCAUCAUGGUCGAGGAGGGAGGCGUCGCCCCUGUCGGCUCCGCCAUCGCCCUACUCGCGGAGUCCGAGGAUGAGAUCCCCCUUGCUAAGUCCCAAGCUUCCUCGUCGCCUUCUUCCCCUGCCAUUGCCCCUGUUGCUGACUCACCUGCUCCCUCUGAAGCGCCUACUCCUCCCCCAUCGCAAACCGUACCUCCUCCAAGGGCCUCUUCGGCAUCCGCUUCUUUAUCGGCCCACCCUGCAUCCGAGGGCGGGCAACGGAUUGUCGCCACACCCUUUGCGAAGAAACUUGCUAAGGAGUUGAAGGUAGAAUUGGCUGCAGUUACCGGGACCGGACCUCAGGGGCGAAUUGUGGCCAAGGAUGUGGAAGCUGCGGCAGCUUCUGGGUCGACUGUGCCGAGGGAACCAAAAACAGUCGCAGAAACUGGAGCGGCGAAGGAUCCUACUUCUCCGAUCAUCCAAUUGGGCACUGUGGUUCCAUUCACCACGAUGCAGGGUGCCGUUAGCAAAAACAUGGUAGAAAGCCUCUCAGUUCCAACAUUCCGUGUGGGCUAUACGAUCACCACAAAUGCACUUGACGAGCUCUACAAGAAAAUUAAAUCAAAGGGUGUCACCAUGACUGCAUUGCUUGCCAAGGCGACUGCUAUGGCAUUAAUUAAACAUCCAGUUGUCAAUUCCAGUUGCAGAGAUGGGAAGAGCUUUACAUACAACAGCAGUAUCAAUAUUGCUGUUGCUGUGGCUAUUGAUGGAGGAUUGAUUACACCAGUCCUUCAGGAUGCGGACAAGGUUGAUAUCUAUUCGUUGUCAAGAAAAUGGAAGGAGUUGGUUGAUAAGGCAAGAGCCAAGCAGCUGCAGCCUCAUGAAUACAAUACAGGUACAUUUACUCUUUCAAAUCUUGGAAUGUUUGGGGUCGACCGCUUUGAUGCAAUUCUGCCUCCUGGAACUGGAGCAAUCAUGGCCGUUGGUGCAUCUCAACCAACUGUUGUUGCUUCCAAGGAUGGCAGAAUUGGAUUAAAGAAUCAGAUGCAGGUGAAUGUUACAGCAGAUCACCGUGUCAUUUAUGGUGCUGAUCUCGCUGCUUUCUUGCAAACUCUAUCACAGAUUAUAGAGAACCCCAAAGACCUCACCAUGUAACUUUACGCAAGGAAAUUCCUGGAUGAUACACGGAAAAGAGAGAACCAUUUAGUAGCUGGUUUGUCAUUGUUUUUACGUCUUAAAAAGGCCAUCAAUUGCUCUGAUUUUGAAAUAUCAGUGAUCCCUGUUCUUGAUUUUUUUGCGUUGGUGCAUUCAAACAUUUGACAGGACACAAUAAAAUUUUCUUGUUCUUGGCAAUAA
Messenger RNA from Zingiber officinale, 1785 nucleotides. Its product is annotated as dihydrolipoyllysine-residue acetyltransferase component 5 of pyruvate dehydrogenase complex, chloroplastic-like. Bases 16 to 1584 code for a protein of 522 amino acids. Gene Ontology annotation, biological process: pyruvate decarboxylation to acetyl-CoA. Gene Ontology annotation, molecular function: dihydrolipoyllysine-residue acetyltransferase activity. The transcript is spliced from 6 exons. NCBI's taxonomy places the organism in Eukaryota, Viridiplantae, Streptophyta, Magnoliopsida, Zingiberales, Zingiberaceae. Gene Ontology annotation, cellular component: chloroplast thylakoid; chloroplast envelope; pyruvate dehydrogenase complex. The record is from RefSeq and is a predicted model, not a curated record.